Messenger RNA from Acromyrmex echinatior (Panamanian leafcutter ant), 9353 nucleotides. RefSeq names its product sidekick cell adhesion molecule (gene sdk). Gene Ontology annotation, molecular function: protein binding. The record is from RefSeq and is a predicted model, not a curated record. NCBI's taxonomy places the organism in Eukaryota, Metazoa, Arthropoda, Insecta, Hymenoptera, Formicidae. Gene Ontology annotation, biological process: cell-cell adhesion.
CUCUUCUUUUCUCCUGUUCUCUUUUUGCUCGCGUGUCCGCUAUAUAUUUCCUCCGCUAUAUUUCCUUUGUUCCGCCGCUGACCAUGCGGUGGAAUCGCGAUGAAAAGUGAAAAUAUCGGUGAACGGAGCGACGCGCACGUUGCACACGCUGGUUAUUUCGAGUCAAUUUGCAGCUUGCACAACUCACUUCAAGGUCCUUAUCGGUAACGGAAAUUCUCGCUCACCUGAGCGCGAGUGCGAAAGGACAUUUGAGACGGCGUAACGUAACACGGAUUGUCUAUUCCGCGACACGCUGCAUUCUUCGAGAUUAAUCAUUGAGUGUUGCGUCACUCUCACCGAGGCGCAAUUUACAAUUGCAGCUUGGAUGACUCUUGCGCGCGAUGCGCACCUUCGUGAAAUGAAAAUCAGGAGUUUCUUGAUGUUUCCGCGAUUUACGUAAGCGAAUUCUCUAUCGAGUGACUUCAUUCCUUUCCGUUUCGUUCUGAGCCACGAGCGGACAAAAUGAAGGAUGUUUAUAAGUACUUGGAUACAUCGAGUGUAUCCUGAGACUCGCUCAACUUCUUUCUCCUCUCAAUUUCCAUCUGUUCUACCACCUGACCGCGGUUUCCUGUUUUGCGCGAGAGGAAUUAGCGUGGAUACGUUAAAUCGUUCGCGCGAUCGCUGGCGUACCUUCGAGCGAUUUGUACGUCUUUCACAAGACAAGUUUCCUUCGCGGCGAGAACAAGAUCCGCAAUAAGAGCAAGGGAGGAAGACGGGCAGAAGACGAAGGACAUCACGUGAAGGAAAGGACUGUGAGAAACUGCGCGCUCCUCGGGAUAACUACUUCAUCAAACAUGUACAAAUACCAAGAAUUUCUUGAUGUUGCGACUUUAACGAACGAGGAAUAUUAGCCUUGGACGUCGUACAGUGUGAUGUAAGAAAAGAAAAAGAAUGCACAUGGCGUGAUGUCGUUUGCACUUCGUAGAUGUGCUUUUGUUCUUCACACGAUACGUUCACGCAGCACCCAGUCACGGUGACGAGAACGACAGAAAAGGGAUAAGGCAGGGGAUAUUGAUGUGCCUUGCGCGUGUAAUCGGACGCGUUAAAGGACCCCCCUUGAGAGAAGCGUCCUUGCAUCCGUGUUGCAGCAGGCAACUUGCACAGGUUCCCGACUUACGUAUACAUGGCGCACAUGGUACAUCCGACAGCUGUCCCCGUUCAUUUCAUCCCAGAUUGUUCACUGAACUUCGAAACAGGAGCAUCCUCCUGCCCGGUGCACUCGCGCGAGCAUAACAAAAUCCUGGAGGUGGGGAGUGCAUCCGCAUCGGGGACGGGACCCCGAAAACUUUACGGUGUGGCGCGUCGAAUGCACUUUGCGGCGCUAAUUUGAACCUCGUGAACCGAAGCGCGUGUUAACGCGUGGAAGAACCUCUUGGACGGUGUUCCUUAAACUUUCCUUCUAUCCCAAGAGACCCUCGGACAACAGUUUUUCUUCCUUUAACCCGGAAGAGUUUCUCGAAAACUUAGGAACAAACGAAAUACCGUUUAAGAACCUGCAAUUACGUUUGGAUACGAUCGUUAAUGCUCUUGGGUUUUCUAAGUAUAAAAAGAUACAAGAUGGAAAGGCAGAAAAUAAUGAAAGCGUUAAUGAUAAUAAUGAUAAAUGAUAUAAAUGAUAUAAAUGUGAAUUUAAAAUGUUGAAAGAGGAAGAUAAUUAGGAAUGAGACAACGGGAUGCGCGAUAGAGAUAGACAACGGAGUUCGCCUAUGGGAACGUAUCUUCGGUGGGAAUCUGCAUGUGGCUGUGUGCUAAUUCGGACUUAUGCCUCGUUGAACAUGCGGUUUUUAAACGCUCGGCCGGCACCGUUGCGAUAACAGGACGGGGCGAUACUUCGCAUACGAGCGACUUGCAAUUUCUCGCAACGAUGCAUCUUCAGCUAUUAAUCACCGUAGAGGGGAUGUGCCAUAAUCGACGACGUGGAUGCGAGGAAGGGAAGCGCGCGGACAAAACCACUUCAGGAGCCACGUUUCAUCAAUCAACCGUCCAGUAGUAGCAAUAUACUUAGCGAAAAUCGCACGAAGUUUCUACAAUGCCAAGCGAGAGGCAAUCCUCAACCAAAGUACAAAUGGUUCAAAGACGGGAUGCCCCUCAACAACGAAGUCACCUCGGGCGAGCCUUAUUAUCGUAUUCUUAGUACGCGGCGCGAGGAUGCUGGGGUGUAUCAUUGCGUCGCAACGAACGACGUGGGAUCCAUAUUCAGCGAUCGUCUCGUCUUCGCCGUAGCUUAUAUGGGUACAUUCGAUGAUCUCACGGAGAAAGUGGUAACCGUCGAGUCGGGUAGCGCCGCAAUUCUGGAACUACCCCCGAUUGAGAGCCAUCCUCCCCCUGCCGUAACGUGGCUCUCCUCGGACGGGACUCUUCUGUAUGGUAUAAAGUACGCUACGACUGAUCACACAUUGAUCAUACUAAACGCUUCGGAAAACGACGAGGGCUCCUACAGAGCGAAGGCUAUUAACACUCAAUUGGGUACGGAGGUGAGCAGUCCGUUUUUUAAACUGCAAGUCAUCGGCGAUCCAAAUGCGGAAGUAGCCCCUACCAUAAUCGUCAAGCCGCAGAAUACGCAGAUAAUCAAAGAUCAAGAUGUCACGCACAUAUAUUGCAUCGCGAAUGCCAGAUCCCUUCAUGAAUUAAGGACCUUAUGGAUGAAAGAUGGCAUUCCGAUCGAGAACUCUAGAAUAUCGUAUAGCUUUAAUGAUUCGUGGAACAGAACGCUCGCAUUGAUCUCAGCCAACAUAACUUACACAGGAAUUUAUUCUUGCCACGUAGAUUUGCGGAGUGGUGGUUAUCCGACUAUAAAUGCGAGUGCUAAAAUCGUUGUAUAUGAAAAACCAACAUUUAUAACGGAAUUAAAAAGGGAAACUCUGAGCGAUUAUGGGUCCACAGUAACGUUACCGUGCGACGCUAACGGUGUGCCACCUCCUACAAUCACUUGGUUCCGUAAUGCCGAGCCUGUUGAUCAUUUACUGGGAACCAGAUACUUAAUGGAGGAAGACGGCUCGUUGACAAUUAAGAAAUUAAGUAUGGAUGAUUCGGGAAUGUUUCAGUGUCUCGCGUCCAAUGAAGCCGGCGAAUCAUCUAGUUAUACCUGGUUAAAAGCGAAAAAAAAAGGAUUAGGAAGCAGAUUGAGAAACAGAGUUGCCCGCUGGGCGGCUGGCUACAAUGUAGUCAGAGUCCGCCAGUCUGAUCGCCGUUUUAUGUUCUCUCAAUAUCCAAACACAUCUGGACCGAUAAUGGAAAACGGACCACAGAAUUUAACAGUAUUAGAUGGCAAAGAUGCAACUCUAAGUUGCAAUGCAAUCGCAGCGCCUAAGCCAAAUGUCACUUGGUAUUACAACGAUACAAUGUCUGUGGAAAUUGCUGGGAGAGUACAAGUCUUGGACAACGGAGAUCUUUUAAUCGCAGCAGUGAAACCGUACGAUGCGGGAAGAUAUACUUGCAUUCGCGCGAAUGAAGCCGGUUCUGUCAAUGGAUCGGCAUACUUAACCGUUAUGGUUCGGACUCAAAUUAUCCAUCCACCUGUUGAUACGUCUGUGCUUCUCGGGCGUACCGCUGAAUUGCAGUGUAAAGUUUCGAACGAUCCCAGCAUCGUAUACGAUAUGGCAUGGUUUCACAAUGGACAAGUAAUAAAUACGCAAGCAAGUCAAAGAGUGAAAAUGCGAUCAGACGGCACUCUCGAGAUCGUUACCGUUCGAGCUUCCGACGUGGGCGAGUAUACAUGUUCCGUGGUGUCGCCGGGUGGCAACGAAACGCGAUCUGCUCGUCUGAGCGUAAUCGAAUUGCCGUUCCCACCGAUCAACGUCGUGGCCACGCGAGUCGAGAGGAUCUCGCCGCGCACGAUUAACGUCACAUGGGUGCCCGGCUUCGACGGCAAUAGUCCUACGAAAAAAUUUAUAGUCCAGAGACGAGAGGUAUCCGAUCUAGGACCAAUACACGACCCAAUAUUAAACUGGAUUACUGAACGUGAUAAUGUAUCCGCGACCAGUCGAUGGAUAUUGUUGAAUAAUUUAAAAGCCGCGGCGUCUUAUCAAUUUCGUGUUAGCGCCGAGAACAGCGUCGGUGAAGGUCCAUCGUCAGCAGCUAGCAACAUCAUUGUUCUACCCCAAGAACCGCCCAGUGGUCCGCCCAUUGGCUUCGUCGGCUCAGCACGUUCAUCAUCGGAAAUAAUAACACAAUGGCAACCUCCACUAGAAGAAUAUCGAAACGGCCAUAUCUUAGGAUAUAUAUUGAGAUAUACGCUUUUCGGAUAUAAUGAUAGCCCAUGGACGAUACAAAAUAUCACCAAUGAAGCGCAAAGAAAUUAUCUCAUUACAGAUUUAAUCACAUGGAAAGAUUAUGAAGUGCAAAUAGCGGCUUACAAUGAGAAGGGCGUGGGUGUAUAUUCAAAGGGCUUGCAAAUAAAAACCAAGGAAGGAGUCCCAGAAGCACCUCCCACAAACGUAAAAGCGAAAGCAAUUAAUUCAACAGCGGUAAAAAUUUGGUGGAAGCCACCGAAUCCUCAGAAAAUUAAUGGGAUUAAUCAGGGAUACAAAUUGCAAGCCUGGAUUGGCGACAAUUUUACAGAUGCGACUGAAUAUAAAUCGAUGACUGUGCCGCCGAGUUUAUUCGAUCCGCUCGCCGAGCAGGACGCUAUUAUGACAGGUUUAAGAAAAUACACUUUGUACAAUAUCACGGUGCUCUGCUUCACCGAUCCAGGUGACGGUGAAAGGAGCUCGCCUGUCGAAAUUCGUACUUGUGAAGACGUACCUGAAGAAGUGGAGAAUCUACAAUUUGAAGAUAUCAGUGAUCGUGCGCUAACAGUUAAAUGGUGUCCUCCCAAAGAGACCAACGGAAUACUGACACAUUAUCAACUGAAAUACAUGAUUAAAGACAUUCCGGAUUCUUUGCGCGUCGAGAACUUCACGGCUGAUGUGUUAUCGAUUAAAGUAGAACAUCUUCAGGCACUGACUCACUACAAGUUUGAAGUGACUGCUUGGACAUCGGUUGGAUCUGGCAAAUCAAAAAUAGCGACCAUACAAUCAGGCGUCGAACCGGUGCUACCAGAACCACCCACGAAGUUAGCGUUAUCCAACAUAGACGCAUUCUCCAUUGUGUUGCAGUUCACGCCAGGAUUUGAUGGAAAUUCGUCUAUCACGAAGUGGACAGUACAGGCACAAACGGCGCGAAACUCGACGUGGUACACUAUAUACGAAGUAUCCGAUCCCGACGCCAGUACGAUUACCGUUGACGGUUUGACUCCUUUCAUGCAAUACAAGCUUCGUUUGAUCGCAAAUAACGUCGUCGGUGCCUCAGACCCCUCUGAGCCGACCAAAGAGUUUCAGACGAUUCAGGCACCACCCUCGCAUCCUCCGAAAAACGUCACAGUUCGCGCGAUGAGUGCUACCGAAUUACGCGUUAGGUGGAUCCCAUUGCAGCAAAUAGAAUGGUAUGGAAAUCCACGAGGAUAUAAUGUUACUUAUACGGAAGUACGAUCGAACAUAUCGAAGAGUAGUAUUAUCGAGGAUCACACUGCAAAUUCGUAUAUUUUGGAAAGUAUGGAGGAGUUUGCUGAUUACGAAAUAGUGAUGCAAGCAUUCAACGAUGUUGGCUCUUCAGCGGCGAGUCCAAAGGCUAUUGAACGAACUCGUGAAUCAGUUCCUUCCCUGGGACCGAUAAACGUAGAAGCAAACGCAACUUCCUCUACGACUAUUCUGGUGCGAUGGGGUGACGUACCUGUGGAACAUCAAAAUGGACAGAUCGAAGGCUUUAAAGUAUAUUAUGGCGCGAAUUCCAGAUCAACUUUUCAGUAUAAGAAUAUUCCCAGCAAUACCACUUUUACAACCACUUUAACAGAACUUCGCAAGUUCGUCCAGUAUCAUGUGCAGGUUUUAGCCUACACAAGACUUGGUGAUGGAGCGCUAAGCAUUCCAUCUGUGAGAGUUCAGACCUUCGAAGACACUCCUGGUCCACCAUCUAAUGUAUCUUUCCCUGACGUGAGUUUAACCACAGCGCGUAUUAUCUGGGACACACCAGAGGAUCCUAACGGGGAGAUUCUUGCGUACAAAGUUAUGUUUAACUUAAACAACAGCCAAGAUUCUCCUUUUUCUAGAGAAUUUCCAGCGUCAGAUAGAACGUUCAGAGCCACCGAACUCAAGUCCGAAAAGUAUUAUAUGUUCUCUGUAACGGCACAAACGAAAUUGGGUUGGGGUAAAACAGCUUACGCGCUUGUAUUUACCACGAACAAUAGAGAACGUCCUCAAGCACCAUCGGUACCGCAAGUGAGCAAGUCACAGAUUCAGAGUCGUCAGAUAACAUUUAGCUGGACACCAGGCAGAGAUGGUUUUGCACCAUUAAGAUAUUACACAGUGCAACAAUCAGAAAAUUCUGGACCAUUCCAAAUUAUUCCCGAAAGAGUGGAACCCACUCUGACGUCUUACACGGCUAACAAUUUAAAGCCCUACACACACUAUCAAUUUCGCAUUCAGGCUACUAACGACAUAGGUCCAUCAGAGUGGAGCAGUGAGUCUGCUCAAGUACAAACUCUGCCUGCAGCGCCAUCAAAGGGUGUCACCGGUCUGAAAGUUGUUCCGAUAACAACAUCCAGUGUUGAGGUUCAUUGGAACAUGAUCGACGAGGUACAUUGGAGUGGCGAUUACGAAACUGGUGGCUAUCGUGUUGUUUAUCAGCCGGUAUCGGAUUUCCCAACGCCUCUUCAGGCGACGCCGAAAGAAGAAAUUCUAGGAAUUAAACAAACCAAAAUGGUCUUAAGCGACUUAACAGAAGAUCGAUAUUAUGAGAUUGUAGUGCUACCAUUUAAUUCAGAAGGUGAGGGCCCACCGAGUCCACCAGUCACUGUGUACGUGGGAGAGGCAGUUCCUACGGGGGAACCCCAGCAUCUAAAAGCCGAGCCCAUUUCUUCUACCGAGGUUCAUUUGUAUUGGAAACCUCCUCAAGCUAAUAUGCAAAAUGGCGAUUUAUUAGGAUAUAAGAUUUUUUAUUUAGUAACCGAUUCUCCUCAAGAUUUAGAGAAAAAACAAGAAGAAGAGAUAGAAGUCGUUCCAGCGUCUUGUUUGACACAUAACUUAGUCUUUCUUGACAAGUAUACAGAAUAUCGCAUACAAGUUUUAGCGUUUAAUCCGGCCGGAGAUGGCCCAAGAUCUCCGCCAAUUACUGUGAGAACGAAACAGGAUAUACCAGGACCACCAUAUCAUUUGCAAUUUAACGAAAUUACCAUGACCAGCUUGCGCGUUUCUUGGAACCCUCCGAAGUUACGCAAUGGCGAGAUAGUUGGUUACAUCGUUACUUAUGAAACUGCAGAGCAAAAUGACCGUUUUAGUAAACAAGUUAAACAAAAAGUGACGGAGACGAGUCUUCUUAUUCAACCGCUGGAAGAGGAAGUAACGUAUACCUUCAUGGUUCGCGCGCAGACGAUCGACUUCGGACCGCCGAUAUCCGGCAAUGUUACAACUGGUCCGCAAGAAGGUUCGCCGAUGGAGCCUAGCAAUCUCGGCGUGACUAAAACAGUCUCCAGUGUGGAACUGCAAUGGACCAAUGGUGCUUCCGGCAAAGGUCCUAUACUCGGUUAUUACAUCGAAACUCGUCGUAAAGCGAUGGAAGAAUGGCAGCAUUACGAUUCGCGCUGGCAGACAAUAGUUCGUACCAGUAAUGGACCACUGACGGAAUAUACCGUGUCUUAUCAAAAUUUACUGCCAUCCACAUCGUAUUUGUUCAGAGUAAUAUCAUACAAUCGUUAUGGAAUCAGUUAUCCAGCAUAUUCCACCGAAACGAUUUUGACACCAUCGAAACUGUACCUGGAAUACGCAUAUCUACAACACAGGCCAUUUUACAGACAGACCUGGUUCAUGGUUACUUUAGCCGCUAUAUCAAUUAUAAUUAUCAUUAUGGUCAUAGCAGUAUUAUGCGUAAAGAGUAAAAGUUACAAAUACAAACAAGAGGCACAAAAGACUCUGGAGGAGUCGAUGGCGAUGGACGCGGACGACAGGCAAGAGUCGGACUUAGAAUUGUACAGAUCACGCCAGGGUGGAGGUGGUGCCGUUAAUGCGACAAGCGGCACUCUGGGUAAAAGAAAUACAUUGGCCCGGAAGGCAAUGCAUCCUCCGCCACCUACUAUGCUGGGCAAAUCGCCUCCCAGGCCUUCUCCAGCGUCGGUCGCCUAUCAUAGCGACGAAGAGAGUCUCAAGGGAUACGAUGAGAAUCCUGACGACAGUAGUGUCACGGAGAAGCCCUCCGAAAUUAGUUCUACCGAUUCUCAGGGUUCCGAGAGCGAGAACGAGAGUGUGCAAUCCGAUCCACAUUCCUUCGUGAAUCACUAUGCGAACGUCAACGACUCGUUAAGACAAUCGUGGAAACGGCAGAAACCCGUCCGGAACUAUUCAUCAUACACGGACUCCGAGCCGGAAGGCAGCGCGGUCGUCAGUCUGAAUGGCGGUCAGAUCAUCAUGAAUAACAUGGCCAGAUCGAGAGCGCCGCUUCCCGGUUUUUCGUCGUUCGUGUAAUGAAAUGAAUUAUCAAGACUACGUUAAGAUAGGAAUUUUUUUCCUACAUCAAAAUUAAUAUCGCAGCUACUUCGUUCUUAGCGAAGUCUUUUUAUAAAUAUACGUACAUAGAGCGAAAGACUUAUGUCGGGAACACGUGUGUUUCGCAUGUAUUCCCGCGACGACAUAGACUUAUAGCAAACUGUAGGAAGCUUCAGGCAUCUUCGUAUUGUGAUAUAUUGAUACAUAUAUUAUUUAUAAUUUUCGAUAAGACAUUUUGCAUUUAAUAGAUACUUUUGUACUUUCUUGGAUUAGUUUAAGAAUCAAACAGCUAGCUUACGAAUCUCGUACGAAUAUCUUACAAAUUUCGUGCCUGUACAGAGCAGAAAAGUGUAAGUCCAAAUAUCAUUCUUUUUUUCAACAGAUAUUUCGGUCUUAGACUCUUCUAUUUUUCAGGUACAAUUAUAGAUACACGAUUACAUUCGAUCCUGAGGAUCUUGUACUCUUUAAAAGUAUUUAUAUCGUCGACGUAUUUAUAAACGAUAAUCGGGAUCGUGAUAUUGCAGAAUUUUCAAAACAAAAAAUAUCAAUUCAGAUUCAACAUAGCAAUCGUUGGCCUAUCUAUCUUAUUAAUCCAGUAAAGACUUUAUUAUAAAGAUCGCGAGUUGUGGGGCACUGUAUAAAUCCUCUCUUAUGCUGACGUAUUUGUACGUCAGAUGUGCUUGUAAAUAUGUUAUAUAUUUUCUGUAAGAAUGUAGAUUUUGUAUAAUGCUGCUAUACAUGUAUUCAGCGGACUAUAUCUAUCGCAUUCGCAUUUUGUGAUAAUACAGUAAAUGCUCCAUA